CAGACAGUUGAGGCGCAGUCUUCUCCAAUAUGGCGGCGCCCAUGGCUCGGUAAUUGCGUGGCUUCCAACUGUUCAUUAUUCCACCGUCUACCGCUCUGCUCCUAUCGAGCCACCGCUCUCCUCUUUUCCGGGACAUCCGCACCCAGCUUGUGCGCUUCUCUGCGGAAGAGGAAGCCGCGCUGAACUACAGGCCGACUGCCACUUACCAAACAACGCGUCGCCAUGGCAACCGGCGGCCCGACUCAUAUUGAGGAGAUAGCAAGAGCUGGCAGUUGAUCGGGGACCUCCUGAUGUCCAGGAUUGUAAGCGGAGGGUCACAAUCUAUGAUUGGCAAACAUCCUGACAAUGAAGAAAAACUCCAGAAUUCCCUUAUUGCCAUUUUCGAGUCCGAAUUUACAAUCUUCAUCUCUAUCAAUGAAACCCCAAAUCCCUGAGUCGUAUCUAAGGACUGGUGUCAUUAGCCGCAGCUGGGACAUGACGGAGGAUAGUGAAAUAUCAGAAUAUGAGAUGCACCAAGGUAAUGAAUCUGGAAUUCGCUACAUCACUGAAAACCUUAUUCGGAAAUUGUCGAAACAGGAAAACUUUUCUUUUGUGACGUCCCUAAAUCUCUCUCUAUCAAAGGAAGGAGGCAAGAAAUUCAAGUAUAUAGAAAAUCUGGAGAAAUGUGAGAAGCUUGAAGUCUUGAAUCUUGGCUAUAAUCUCAUAGAGAAAAUUGAGAAACUGGAGAAACAGAGCCGGCUUCGUGAGCUGAACCUGUCCCAUAACAGAAUCAGUAAAAUUGAAGGAUUGGAGCACAUGCACGGCCUGCAGAAGCUGACCCUGGCUGGGAAUGAGAUUGAACACAUACCUGUCUGGUUUGGAAAGAAGAUGAAAGCACUUAGCACCCUGAAUCUAAAGCAGAAUAAAAUAUUUUCAUUUCAGGACGUCUCUCGCUUGAAGACCUUAAAAGAUUUAACAUCGCUCUUCUUGGCGGAUAAUCCGAUUGCUGAUCUUCCCCAUUAUCGCCUCUACAUAAUUUUCCAUCUGCGCUCCCUGAAUGUCCUGGAUGGUCAGCUAGUCACAAACCAGGAGAGACAAGAAGCACAUGAGCGCUUUAAUAUGGAAGAAGUAGAGAAAUUGGAGAGAGACCUGGAGAAAAAGAUGAAGGAGGUUGAAGAACUGCAGGGCCAGAAGGCUAAUGUGCUUGAUGAGCUCCACCACCAGGAUGAACUUAACAAGUCCCUAAAGCAGGAGGCUCAACAACACAAGAAGGGCUGCAAAGAGUUGGAGCAAGAGAUGGAGACCAAGAAUGAGCUGCUGAAGCAGAAGACCCUGGAGUUAACCCGUGCCUGCCAGAAGCAAUAUGAGCUGGAGCAAGAGCUUGCCUUCUACAAGAUAGAUGCCAAGUUUGAACCGCUAGGAUAUAUGAGAUCAGAGGAAAUGGACGCAGAGGAGACUCCUGGUGAAAGUCCUUACAUUGGAAAAGCCCGCUAUAAGAGGAACCUGUAUGCUCAAGAGAGUUUUAUCCCUGACCGCACACAACACAUGCAAAUGGGAAAGAUUGAGGUGGAUGGAGAUGACCAGAUUAAAAAUCAGCAAAUCCGUGCCCGGAUCCAUACAACACUUGAUGUAGAUCUGAAUGAGAGGGAGAAGAAUAUAGAGACAGCACAAGUAAAGUUGUCCGAACUGCAACAGGAAAUAGUAAAUUCAGAGCAGCAGAUCCUAAAGGCAACUGAAGAACUGAAAGAACUGGAGGAUGCUGUGGCUCAACGGAAGAUCUUGGAGACCGAAAAGGAGAAACUUCGUCAGCAGCUAAGCCGUAAAAUCCAGUUGCUGAAUGAGCUGCGUCAGGAAGCUCAGGAACUGGAGAAGCAGAUGGAUCACCAGCGGAGGGAGAUGGAUAAGAAAUACACAGAGCUGGAAGAACUGCAGAGGCAUCUUGACUCUCUCAGCCCCCAUGAUCCUCGACAUGCCCAUGUGCGGGCCCAGAAGGCCAGUAAAGAGCAGCAGCUGGAGAUGAUGGACAGACAAUACAAGCAGCUGGAAGGGCGCUUGGAUGAGAUGCUGUCCCGUAUUGCCAGAGAAACCGAGGAGAUUAAAGACUUGGAGCAACAGCUGACAGAAGGCCAGAUAGCAGCAAAUGAGGUCUUGAAGCGAGAUCUUGAGGGGAUCAUCUCUGGAUUACAAGAGUACCUGGAGAGUGUGAAGGGUCAGGCCAAGCAAGCCCAUGAUGAGUGUCGAGAGCUGCAGUCUGAGCGGGAAAUCCUGCUGCAGAGACUGGAAGAGCUGGAGGAAGAGCGGGAGAGGCUGCAGGCAGUGGUAGAGGACACAGAAGAUAUGAAGAAGGAAAUCGAGGAGUUGGAACAAAGUCUGCAAGAACAGCAGGAGCUGAAUGAAUCUCUCUGCCAGGCCCAGGGCGACCUUGGUGCUUAUAAAACUCAGAUGGAGGAGCAGCUCAGAUCACGAGAUGCCGACAUCAGACAACUGAAGCAGGAGCUAGAAAGGCAAAAGCUGCAAGGACAUGUGGAGAGUUCUGCGCUGAAAGUUGAGAUGGAGAGAGACAGGCAUGCACUAGAGAAUGCGCUGACUAAGGCUCAAAUGUUGGAGGAGAGGGACAAAGACAGCAAACAGCUUUCGUAUCAGCUUCAGCAGCUACAGAGAGAAAAUGAAUCGCUGAAGAAGCAGCUGAAGAAGGCACAGGGUGAGCUGAAUGAUGCCCUGCAGAACAUGGUACAUCCUGAACAGAUCACUAACCGGGUGUCGGAACUAAAGAGAAAGCUACAUACUGGAGUGGGAGAAGUCAGGUCUUCUGGUCCCUCAGACGUUCUUGGUCAGAAUCUUGCUGAACUGCAGCGGCAGAUAAAUGAAGUUCUGGGGAAGGCGGAGGAGGAGAAACUAGAAGCAGAGGAGAGGCAGAGAAAGUUACAGGAGGAAAUGGCAGCCCUGCAGGAUAGAGCCAAAGAGGCUCCUGGAGAAUAUAAGAGAGCUUGCAACAAAGCUGCAGAAGCCAGGAUCCAGCAGGAGAAAAAGCAGUGCGAGGCCAGAGUGCAGCAACUGGAGAGAGAAGUAAAUCGAUUGAAUGGCAAGCUGAAGACAAUGGAGGAUAUUCAAGGUCUGGCUGACCAGCAGCUGGUGGAAGCAGAUGAAGAGCGUGAGAAACUGCUCACAGCACUGCAUGAUCUGGAGAGUGAGAGGGGAUUGGAGGAUGCCAAGGCACAGAAACACCUCUCCGGACUUGAAAAUGAACUCCGGGAGUUGAAGAAGGCUGUGACUAUGUCAGACAAAUUGGCCACCUCAGAGCUGACUGAUGCCAAAGACCAGCUGAGGUCUCUCCAUGGCACAGUACUUCAAAUCAACCGAGAGCGUUCUGAGGGAAUGCGGGAAGCAGACAACUUCUGCUCCCAGACAGCUCAAGCGGCUAGAGAUCUGGCUAAAGCUGAGGCGGAAAUUGAUCUUCUGCAAGAAUUGCUUCAAGAUAAGGAGAGACAGCUCCGGGAAGAAAUGCAGAAUACAAAUGCUGGAGCCAACAUCUCCAACUCCCAGCAAUUGGAAAUUGACAAACUCAACCAGACUAUGCAGAGGCAGCGAGCUGAGAUAGAGCGCCUCAGACACGUGCUGGAGCAUGUCCGAAGUGAUAACACUGGAGAGAUCAACAAUCUGAUGGAUGAGAUUGAUUCCCUCAGAAAUGCCCUUGGUUAUCAGAAUGAUUAUAUCACCAGCAUGACCGACCCGUUCCGAAGGAGAGGCUACUGGUAUUAUGUGCCAUCGUCUUCCAAUAACUCCGGCCGUGAUUCAAUAAGUACCAAAGACUCUGGUGUCAGUUUACAUUACCCACUGACUUCAUCUCCUGCAAGAUGGAAAGGUGGUCACCACAGACACAGCAAGAAGGAGAAGCGUUUGUCCCAAGCAAAGGGGCAUUGGGUAUACUCACCAUUUCAUCAUAGGCAUCACAGGUGCCACAAAGAUGAUGAGGUUGAUGGAGGCUCACACAGUGAUAGCGAUGCACUACCAUGUCAUUUUGUCCCUCCUCCCGGCUCGGUCAUUUAUACAGUGUUUCCUAAUGGUACGCCAGUCCCCCAAGGAACGGUUAUUUAUGGACCUCCACCUCCAUACACUGGCAGUUCUGUGGCACCUGGGACUGUUAUAUAUGGGCCCCCACCUCCUGGCACUCAGUUUGUUUAUGGUCCUCCUCCUCCACAGUUUACUAUUCCAGUCAUUCCAGCUGGCGUUCUGCACUGCAAUGUGUCUGCACACCACAAUCUGGAAAAUGAAGUUACUCACCUUGAAGAUGUUAUUGAUCAUCUAAAGUCUAGACAUAAAAAAGAAAGUAGGGCAAAAGCACAAUUAAAAGGUGAUGUUGAAGAAUUGGAACGUCGCAGACAAAUGCUAAGAAGAGAGGUUGACGAUUUGCACAAUGCUGCCCAGAAACGUAAGCGCAAGAAAUUCAUGGAGGGAAAUCUGGACCACCUGAUUACAGAGCUGGAGCUGGAGAGAUCAUUGCAGCAUCAUGACAGUAUUGAGGAUGAGAUCGAUUGCAUAGAAAAAACACUUCUGAAGAGAAGGGCAGAGCUCCGAGAGGCUGACCGGUUGCUGGUAGAAGCAGAAAAUGAACUGAAAAACACAGAGGAAAAGACUGCAGAUUUAAAAGAAAAAUACAGUAUAGCCAAGAAGCAUUUAUCCCAAACGGAGAAUGACGCAGAGGAGCUGGAGAGACGGGCAGAGGAAAUGGCUGUGAAUCUUGUAAAAGCUGACCAACAGCUGCGGGCUCUACAAGCAAAUGCCAGAAACUUGGAACAGCACAGAGCAGAGCAGGAAAACAUCCUGCAUGAGAUAAAUAGUGUUGUGUCUGCAAAAGAUGUUGAAUUCCAGUCUCUGAACCACAAGAUCCAAACCAUGGAUGAUAGUCUUCAGAAGUUGCAGGACGACAUCCUGAUAGCGGAGGGGAAGGAAGACCACCAUCUGCAGACGCUGAAGGAAGCUGAAAAUCUCCUUAUGGAGAAGAAGAUGGCUCUGGAGAGACUAAACAAUCAGAUUUUAGCACAGCAGGAGGAGAUUUCAGAAUUGGACCGGCUCUUGGGACAGAAGAAAGAGGAGCUGCAUCUCCUGCAGAACCACACUGAGCUAAAGAAGGCUGAUCUGAGGGAGGUCCUGCGAGAUGGGGAGAUGGAGGCAGCUGAGAGAAGGCAGGAGAUAAAGGAGGUUAAAUCUUUGUUGGAAGAUUUAAGUGUUGAGAAAGGGGAACUGAAUGCGCAGCUGAAUGAGAAAAGACUGCAGAUCUCCAACCUUAAACAAGAAGUGAUGCAGGAAGAGGACAAUCUACAAAAACUCACCUCUCAGGUUCACAAACAGAAAACUGAGUUAAAGCAUGUGCUGGAAAUGCAGCAACUAGAAACGACAGAGCUUCAGGGAUUGAAACUGCAGCAUGACCAUAAAAUUAAUGAUCUGGAGAAGACUCAGUCACUGAUGCUGCAGGGUAAACUGGAACUGGAGAACCUGCAGAGAAUGUUACAGCGCAUACACAGCGAGGCAGACUGGAAGAAGCAGCUUCUAGAAAAAGAUCACCAGGAGAUAGAGCUUCUUAUGACACAGAUGCACACGCUGCAGGAGAAGGUGGAAAUCCUGAGUAAAGAAAAGGAACAGCUGGAGGAGAGCAGAGAUGACCUGGAGCACAAACUGGCUCAUACUAAGAAGGCCCUAGCCAACACAGAAGAAAGUACAAGGACGACGAGCAGCACGCUAGACAAGCUAGAGUCUGAUAUAAAAAGCCUACAGAAUGAGCUCAGUCAGCUGAGCAAGCAGAAACAAUCAUUGAGAAAGGAAACCACAGCCAAUCAACAGACACUGCAAGAGCAAGGGGAGGAGGUGAAGCUGCUGCAGGAUGAGCUGACUGACUUGCGGGAUCAGCUAAGGGUGGUAGAGCAGGAUAUGAGGAACACUACAAAGCAGCGGGAUGACAUGUUGCGUGAGCAGUCCACCCUGAAAGAUGAACUGUUAGAAACCACAAGCCGAUACAGGCUGCUGCAGGAAAAGGAGAGCAGAAAGGAAGAACACCUGAAACAGCAACAACGUGCAAUUGAAGGCAAGGAAGGCGAAAUCAAGCAACAAGAAACUCGUUUAAAGCACAUUAUGAAAGACAUCGAGUACCAAGAAGAACAGCUCAGGGCUUCGGCAGCUAGACUGGAAGAUCAGAAGCAGAAAUAUGAGCAUGAACUAUCAAACCAAGACAACACUCUGGAGAGAAUAAAAUCCAAAGUCCUUGCACUCGAGGAGCAUGCUCAUAAGCUGCAGCAGGAGAAGAGAUGGUGUGGAGAUCUGGAGGAGUCUCUGGCCAAAGCACGCCAUCUCCUGUCAGAACACGAGGUGCAGUUACGGGAUAAAACCAAUGAGAUUUUGGAGCUGAAGAAAGAGGCUGAGUUUUACAGGAAUGAAUUGAGCAAUUUGAGAGAACAGUUGUCAUCUGAGAAGAAGAAUGAUGAGAAUAGAAUAAUGAUGCUGAAAGAAGCUAAUACAAAACAGCGGCUGCAGUUCGAGAAAUCGGCUGAGGAACAGAAACGGGAAAACAGCAGUCUGAAGAAGCAGCUCCUGGCAGUAGAACAAGCUGCAUAUGACAGUCACGAGAGGGCCAAACGUCUACUUAAAGAGCUGAAACAGUUACAGGCGGAGCAUGCCAUACUUCGAAACCAGCUGAAGAGUCAGGAGGAGCUGGACAAGAGACAACAAGAAGUUAAUGAUGCUGUGAAAGAGUUAAAAGCUAAGGUGAAGUGGGAAAUCCAGAGCACCCUCCAGGAUCUGCACUGCUCUACGAAAGAUGAGCUUGAGGAGGAUGCGGAAGCUGCACUCGGACGCAAUCAAAGUUUUGGUUCUCAGCUAGAGAGUCUGAAGGAGAAUUUUCCCUUUACAGCAAACUCUGCGUCAGGAUCAGAAUUGGCAGACAAACUUGGGAGUAGCCAGGGUCACUUAUCGGUGGAACACUGGCGUGGAGAGGCACGAAGGGAAAAGCUCCGACAGCAAGAAGAUCGGCUGAAGGCUCAGCUCCAUCAGCAGAUGUGUAAGCAGGCAGAUGUUAUGAGCAGAGGUCGACUACAGACUGUUGGUUCUCUGUACAAUCUGAGGAGACAGGUCAAUGCUCUGGAUGAACUGGUCAGUAACAUAUCAACAGAUUCUUCAUUCCAUUCCCAGAAUUCCUCUGGUGCAACACAGUUACUGAGCGAAGAGACUCGUAGCCUGAAGGAACCAGUUAUUGGAGACUGCAAUGCUCAGUGGACACAGCAGGACAGGACAUCUUUCAGCUUGUUGCCACCUCCACCAUUAGAUAUCCAACUUGAUCAUAUUGACUGAGUGUAAAAGCUACUUCCAGAUCACAAUAUGGAGGAGCCAUUAUGAGCCUUACUCUAUCCAACUCUCCUAUUCUGUCUGCACUAAUCUGUAUAUAAGAAUUUAAUUUGUAUGUUUUUGUAUUUGAAUAUUUGUUUUUAUAAUGAAUAUUUUUCUACAUGAAGAUUAAAAUGUACAGAUGGAUCGUUUUAUAUUUCUAGAAAAUAAAUAAAACAUUGUACAAUUUCUAGAUGUUG
Molecule: messenger RNA, 7550 nt
Organism: Rana temporaria (common frog)
Lineage: Eukaryota; Metazoa; Chordata; Amphibia; Anura; Ranidae
Gene: CNTRL
Product: centriolin
Exons: 43
Coding region: 346-7317 (2323 amino acids)
Cellular component (GO): cytoskeleton
Molecular function (GO): protein binding
Source: RefSeq, a predicted model, not a curated record